This is a messenger RNA of Phaeodactylum tricornutum CCAP 1055/1, 2340 nucleotides long. RefSeq lists its product with no specific name. Bases 1 to 2340 code for a protein of 779 amino acids. The transcript is spliced from 3 exons. Lineage: Eukaryota; Bacillariophyta; Bacillariophyceae; Surirellales; Neidiaceae. The record is from RefSeq and is a predicted model, not a curated record. Gene Ontology annotation, cellular component: RQC complex.
AUGUCGCCCGCAUCAAGGGGGACGCCUGAGUGUCCCAGAAAAAAAUCAAAAAAAUUUCACACGACGACGUACCCUCUACCCAACCUACAAUCCUUUGCUUGGAUGGGGGAAAGUGGAAAUCUCCUCUCCCCUCGCGAAACCAAUCAUGGUUUGGAUACAUACGUAAACCGAGUUGACGACCGAUUGUUUGACUUUUUCGUCUCCUCUUCGAGCAUCCUUUGCGUUGCCCCCGAGGCUCCAGGAUCGUCAGCAGCUGAAGGUAGCAUCAAUUGUUUUUGCUUGGACAAGUCGACCAUGAGUGCCCGAGCAAUCCGUGCUUUGCGUGGGGAGUCAAAUCGAAUUCCAUUUGUUGACCGAACGGAAAUCUCGCACGAGGAAGAGGAUUCCGAGGAUGAAACCAAAUCCGGUACAGAACUUCCAAUCCGAGCUUCGGCCUUCGCGGGAAUGGAGGAUUCAGACGAGGACGAUGAAGAAGACGAUGCUGAUGAAGAGGCCAUUGAGAGGAUCGAUUUAACAUCAAAAGAUAGACCUACCGAGUUUACAUUGAAAGCGAAGGACUCAAACGAUAGUGAAGACGAAACCGAGGAAGACUUGGACGCUUUACUCGACGAAUUCAAAGAAAGAGACUUCUUAGGUAGUACACAGGAAGACACUGGUAUUGAUGAGUCUGCAACAGAGUCGUCGCCGUUUGAGCACAUUCUUUCUGGAAUUGAUAUCCGAGAUCUAGAUAUUGAUUAUUCCACACGCACUUCUUUUCUCCCAGCUGCCGCGAGCGCCGCAACAUCGUUACCCCAGACUCCGACUAAUACCGGGAGAAAGAAUCGUAAAGCCUUUUUCUUUGGUGUAGCACGUGACGGGUGGGUGCGUCCACCAAACUUCGUUGGAGGUGGUAUCGGAAUGGACACUUACGAUGGCAGAGAGCAACAACGCCUUCCUUGGCCGUACAACAUCCACCCUUCUUUCUUGGAAAAUGAUAGGAGCGGGAGCGGUCGUACAAUGAAGUUUGAGUUUUUUACGUUCGUGCAUUCUGACAAUUACCGAAACGAACUUGCCGAUUAUCAGCAAAUUCAACAGUCGGGAGAUCUAAAUGCACUCGUAAUGUUCGUUAGGCAUCAUCCUUUCGUGACGGAUGCAUUGCUACAGCUAAGUCUGGUCUUAUAUCAGACAAAUCACAGCCAGGAAGGACUUUUGUUGUUGCGAAGGUGUCUUUGGAUAUACGAGUGCUCGUCAUUGUUGCGGUUUGCCCGUGGAUUGGAAGGAUGCUGCCUCAUGGAUGCUGAUCAGCCUGAGAACUCGAUCUAUUUUAAAGCCCUGUUUCGCCUCGUUCAAGUUAGCCACCGAGCAACUCUCCCGAGAACCGCUUUGGCCGUGUCACGUUUCAUUUUGUCGUUGGACCCACUUCGUGACCCAACGGGAGUUCUCUUGUCUAUAGAUUACCAUGCUUUGGCUAGUAACGCUGUCUCCUCAGAUAGAUGGCUAGUAGACCUUAUCGACAGCGGCGUAGUUCUACUCUGGUACCGCGAGGACUCCGCCCUUGACAAAUUACUCAACGCUGAUCUUCGAAAUCUACCCAACAUGGCCUACUCGUAUGCGCUUGCCCUUUUUCGAUUGCAUAGCGAUUCUCCAUCAGAGGAGAGUUUCGAAAAAGCCAACCAUGCGAUACAGGCAGCAAUGAGUCAGUUUCCCGAAAUCGUUGGCCUCCUCUUACAACGCAACGAAGUUGAUAUUUCUGGUCGUUCUUUCCGUCGUGAUUGGAUCACAGUACUAGACCUUGCCUCUGAACGAUCCAGAAGCUUACGAAACGAAUGGCUGUCUACAGUGAACGAUGGUGCGAUUGUAGUUGCGGCAACCCUUCAAGCCUGCGAUCUCAUCACAAAAAUCUUUGUGGAAACGAGCGCAAAGCUCUGGAGCGACGACGGCGUUCAGCAAUGGGUUUUCGACAAUAUGAAAAUGCUUUACAGUAGACGUCUAGAUUUUCUUGAGGUUCCAGAGUCGCUCAGUCCUGCUCUGAUACGCUAUAUAUCGUGUGAUCCCAGUGACUACGAGAGCCAUUUGCCACUUCUACCACAAGAUGCCAACGUCGUCGAUGUGAACUUAAUCGCGCUUGCGAUGGACAUCAACCCGAACUUGCCGCGACUGUUACGGAGGAUGCCGCCAAUGGACAACGGUGCGGGGCAGUUGGAAGGUCAUCGUUUACAUGAUGGCUUUUCUGCCGCACAACCAUUACUCGGAGGGCCGCCAAGCCAGAUGAUUGACCCUGACUGGCCUAUAGUUGAGGUGUUUUGGAGGAGUUUUCUACCUUGGACUCACGUUGAUGGAGUGAUCCCACCUAGACGGUAG